AUGGGUUCCCCAGACCUUGAGGAACAUGGUAAAACCAGUGUUCUUGUCAUCGCCGGGGUCAUUGGUCUUGGAUUUCUUGUCUUCUAUAUCAAUCGUCGCCUGAACCGGCAGACAUUGAAACGAUGCUGGGGUUUCCUGGAAAAGCGUGGCUGGAUCAAGCCAGCUGAGACCGAGGAGGAUCGACUGGAGAAACAGCAUCAAACUCGCGUGGCUCUCAAACCUCAGCAAUCGGCCAUUCCGGCAGUUCUCAAGAAGCCAGAACGAGCUCACAAGGCUCCAGACCACAUCACAGCGAAUGACCACCCAGACGAUUCGAAAAGUUCCAACCGGGACUCCGGAGCAAGCUGGGAUCCCACAUCCGUCAGAAGCCACCAUCUCGUGUCCCUGGCACAUUCAGAGCCUUCGGUCUCUCCUAACACUGGAGUAUCCAACUCAGCUCGAACCAGCUGGCCGUCCGUUGGCUCCUCCGUGUCCGGCCUUAAUUCCGCAACUGCGGCUCCUCAAGGAGCCGCCUACCACGGUCGGCGCAGUCCGUCCCGCAUCCAUGACAACAACCACGCUGCCAGAAGAGACGCAAUGGAUCACGGACAAGGUACCGGCACCGGUGUCUGGCUUAAGGUUCUUAACAGCGGCUCGACGUCAUCGCCGCCCCCAGAGGCUGUGCCCAAGGCAAAAGAAAUAUUUCCGAUCCUUUCAGUCCCGUCACAGGCCGUUAGUAUUUCGAGCUUCAGCUCUAAUCCCACUCCCAAGUAA
Neurospora crassa OR74A is the source of this 753-nucleotide messenger RNA. RefSeq lists its product as hypothetical. The coding region runs from base 1 to 753 and encodes 250 amino acids. The record is from RefSeq and is a predicted model, not a curated record. NCBI's taxonomy places the organism in Eukaryota, Fungi, Ascomycota, Sordariomycetes, Sordariales, Sordariaceae. The transcript has a single exon.